Molecule: messenger RNA, 1863 nt
Organism: Polyodon spathula (Mississippi paddlefish)
Lineage: Eukaryota; Metazoa; Chordata; Actinopteri; Acipenseriformes; Polyodontidae
Gene: exd1
Product: exonuclease 3'-5' domain containing 1
Exons: 10
Biological process (GO): nucleobase-containing compound metabolic process
Molecular function (GO): 3'-5' exonuclease activity; nucleic acid binding
Source: RefSeq, a predicted model, not a curated record
AUGGAUUCGACACACGAUUAUCACUUUUUGGAUUAUUUUAAGAAGAAGAGGGUUAAAUUAACUCUGACAAACUGCUCUUCAUAUUUUGGGACAGUGCAGCGAAUAAACCUUAACAGAACAGUCAUUUUGGAAGAUGUUGUCGAUGCUGAAUCUGGAAGGAACCUGCAAGGAGUUAAACUUUUUUUUGGACAUGAAAUCCAAAAUGGUAUGAUUGAAAUUUCCCAUAAAAGUUUCCUACACGUCUCAAACAGCAGAUAAGGACGAGGUUUAGAGGGGCAGCUGACCGUAGCUGAGUUUCACCCCUACAGAAAGAAUAUGGAGUGUCUGUGUUUUUCAGAUGACGAAGAGGAAAAUGUCGACUUUGUGAUUAUAGAUCAGUUUCAAGAGAAAUUUGGACCUGCAAUCAUUCACAUUCAGAAUCAGCGAGUGAUUGGAGUUGGGGUUGACGGAGUUGGCAUCUCUCAACAUGAAAGGGUCUGCUGGAUGCAGAUCUCUACAAAAAAUCAGAUUUAUCUGUUUGACAUUCUGCUGCUUGGGGCACGAGCAUUUAAGAAUGGGCUGACAAGGAUUUUGGAAGAUAGCAACAUAUUAAAGGUGAUCCAUGAUUGUCGAGGUAUCUCCGGCUGUUUGUACCAUCAAUACGCAGUUAACUUGGCCAACAUCUUUGAUACACAGGUUGCAGAUGUUAUGCUCUUUCACAUGGAAACGGGUGGCUUCCUACCAGAGCGGGUCAGCACUCUUGAGGAGUGCAUUAUCCGCCACCUAAAAAUAGCCUCGUUCCGCCUCUCUUCCUUAAAGCUGAAAGCACAGCUAGCUGAGGAGAACAGUGAGGCGUGGUAUGUGCGUCCUUCCCCGGUCUCUCUGCAGAGAGCGAUGGCCUUGUCAGUGAUUCAUCUGCAGCCCCUGCGCCUAGUCAUGCUGGACGCACUGAUGUCUGACUACACCAGCCUGGUGGACACCUACCUGAGCAUGUUUCGGGAGGAACCUGUCGAUAUCCAAACAGGCAGUCAGAAUACCUGCCUUGAACUUCCCAAAGAGCUUCAGGAGCUGGAGUUCAUGCAGAAACAACGCCGAGAGUGGGCUCUGGAACACUACAAAAUGAACGAAGAUGGUCUCCUUGUCAGGUCUGACCCCAAACCCAUUAAGAAAUCUCCAGGGGGCAGUGCACAGCCUCUUAGUGUAGGUAGACCACAAAGCCAUGAACCCACUGUUGUGGAAGCAGACGUAGAUGCUGAAAGCAUUGCAAGUGUGGUGGAGAAGAAUCCAACUGAAAUACACAGACCCAUGACACAAAAGAAAAUUGAACCCUCUGACCGGGAUCAAGGAGUUACUUAUGUCUCCAAGAAAGCUGAGCAACGUGAAGUUGAGGUCAGUGAAGCUGCAGAUGACUUUAAGGGGGCUACUGAAGCAAGCGGGUGGGCUUAUGUCAAACUGGAUCAGAGCUCUACACGUACCCUAAAAUCAGGGAUUUCUGAAGGGUCCCCCAAAAGUAAAAGAAAACAGCCUCCUGUGAAAGAUCCACUGACAGAGAUGCCAAUUCCAUCUCAAGAAGAUAGCAGACCAUUGGCGAUAGUAUGCUCUGGGACUGCUGAAAUUUCUGAAGAGUCCCGUGGACAUAAGAAACCCCAGGUCACCAGGGAGGAUGCACAGGCAGGGGUAACACUUUCUUCUCUAGAAGAAAGCAUUUCAGAGGUUAUGGUGAGUCCAUGCAUUGCAGAAGCUCAUGGCGUAGCUCAAGAAGACAGUGCGUCACAACCCAUGUACCUUUCAGCAGGAAGAGGUCUCUUUUUUCAGAAACCAGCGUGCAGCUCAAUCCCUCUGAAUUUAUCCUUUGGAGCGUUACUGAGGAACGGGGGACAUUGA